CGCCGUCAAAGCCGCGACACUUUUAUAGCUGGUUAUUCGUCGAUCCUUGUUUCUCUUUUUUUUUUUUUAAUCCACCUCUCCUUCUACGAGUAAUAUUUCGAGAUUCUUUCGUUUUAUUUGUUUUUAGCUAUCUUUCUCUCUUCUCUCUUUUUUUUUUUUCUUUCUUUGAUCGUCAAACAUUUUUUGUCUUGCACAGAUAGAAAGAAAGAAAGAAAGAGAGACAGAGAAAAAAAAAAGAGAAAGAGAGAGAGAGAGAGAGAGAGAGACAAAGGAAAAUGAGACGACGAGUUGCCAGUGUCUUCAAACUCGGACAACGUUUCGUACUUAAAAUUCACGUCGAUCGAUUAAUUAUUAAUAAAAAAGUGUAAAGAGAAAGAAGAGUACGUUGAUUGUUCAUAAAAAAAAAAGGGGAAAAUAGUGAGAUAGUGAGUCGACAAGGGAGGAUGCAACGUGAGACUUCAGAGGUGAUAAAAGUACAUUUUUUAUAACAACAAGAACAACAGCAACGACAACGACAACGACGGCGACGGCGACAACGGCAAGAAUAAUCGAGUGAUUAUCGUGAUCGUUCAAUAGAAAAAGUGUGUGCUGAAAAAGGAGUCAGUCAUGAAAGAUCAAGUUAGGCGAUUUUUCGUGUUUCUUCUUAUUUUUUCUUGGACUCUCUUAAUAAGGCGGAUAUCAACUUCUUCAGCAUUAUAUUUUCCACAAUCAAAUUUAAUACUGAGAUUACCCUACUUGGCAAAUAAGGAUGCAGAUUUCAAUUCGAACAUAAAAUUAUUGACACUUCAGACACUUCGAAACGAUUCGACGGUACCGAAAGAGGUGAAAUAUCAUAUCUCUAGUACAUAUGACAAAAUUGUCAUCUUCGACGAAAAAACCAAUACAAUUUGGUUACGAACUCUACCGAAAAAUAACGUAUCCGGUACUAUUAUCGUUCAGGCAAAGGAAAAUGGUGGCGACGAAGCCUUUUUGGAAAUAAAAAUACAACCAUUGCCAACCAGGCAGAAUAAAAUAAAUUGUGCUGAUUACGUCCAGGACAUGUGUUUUUGGAAUUCCUCGCGAUAUCGAAUUUAUGAAAAUCAACCUGCGACUAUGCUCGGUCCAUUUGCAUCAGAAGUUUAUAACGAUAUUUGUCCAGAUUUUCGUGUUACCAAGUACGAGUUAUUGAAUGGAACAAAUUAUUUCCAUUCGAUAAAUAAUAUACUUUAUGCGAAUUCGUCGUUGGAUCGUGAUGUCCUUGGCCCAACGGGCGGUCCAGGACCACAAGUCAAUAUUGAAAUACGUUGCAUCGUUUAUGAGGAAACUACUGGGAAGCAACAUGCUUUGAUACAUAUUUUGGGAGUCGAUAUAUUGGAUCAGGAUGAUAAUCCUCCUAUAGCACAAAUGGAUACCGUCGUCGAGAUUACUCUACGAGACUUUACCGUGGGCGACAGGCUGGAUGAGAAUAAUCUUAUGGUGAAGGACGCUGAUGACAUAAAUAGUAAUCGAUAUAUCGUUCGUAUUCUCGGGGAUAUUCAUAAUGCUCUGAACAUCACAUACGAUACGAUACCGAUCGAACACCCUAAACAUCCGCAGAAUCCUGCGUCAACCGCUAUAUUCACUAGAAUUUACGCGAAAACUACGCUUCUACCGAAAUCACCUUAUCGGGUUAUCCUUCAGGUUAAGGACGAAUCUCUUUUACCAGGAUAUGGAGAAAAUUCGGUAAAUACCACGUUAUCUUUCGUCGGGCCACAGCAUCGAACAACCACACCGACGGCUGCAUCGAUCCCUUUAAAACAUCCGAUCGUCUAUCCUGAAAACGUCAGAAUUGCUCGUGUGUCGUCUCGAUAUUUUCGUGUUACACAGCCGACAAGUAAAGUUAAUCCAAGAGUAUCUUUUAGUAUAUACGGAUCGAAGGCUUUCAAUGUGACCGAAAAGGGUGGAAUCGUACACGUGAUCAAUUCUACUAUACUUAAAAUCGCACCGCCCAUCAUACCUUUGAGAUUAGAAUGGCGAGUAGGAGAUCAACCUAUUUCAUCCACAACAAUAAAAGUUGAUAUGACCGACGUACCACCCUCGAAGAUAAACAUUUGCAAUCAAAUCGAAGAAAUAGUUCAUUCCUGUGCCAAUGCUGAAUCUCGUCGUGAUUGUGAAUCGAGCUGCGGAGUUGGUGGUGGUAGUCUCAACAAAGACACAUAUGUAGGACAAUGCAUAUGGCGUUCGAACAACAAUAGUUUGUCAACUCAAAUGUCGGAACGUUAUGCGACAUGCUCACCAGAUUUAAACUUUUGUCCUGAUUAUACGUGUGACGAAUUGGAACGACUCGAUGCUCGUAUUUGUCCGCAGGAUUGUACCAUAGAAUCCGAGGUCCAUUUUGCCGAAAUGAAUAAGGGUGGUCGUGGCAUAAGAAGCGGUUUGGGGAUGUGUUCGUGCAACGAUAUGGUACAGUGCACCUGCGGCCUCGAAUCCUUUCUAAAGGUUAGUGAUGGUGGGGAUAAUCCACUUACAACGCCCAUUAAAGAGGGAAACGGAAAAUUAAAGAAUGACAAUAAAAAUAAGGAAUCUAUGCUUUGGGCUCAAGAAGCAUCCAGCAAAUCUUGUGGAGCAACCUGUAUAAUAAGCGUUUCUAGUACUGCCAUCUUUAUUUUUAUUGGUAUCGUCGGUUUCCUUGCAUCUUGGUCAUACAGGUUGGCAGUAAAGAGUACUCAUCGAGAAUGCAAACAUAGAGUGGACGACGGUUCCAAUGGUAUGGGAAUUUUACCAUCGGAUUACAUCGAUCGUGGUGACAGUCUUCCUAUUAGCGUUGAUACUUUUGCUACUGUCAAUCGUCAUCUACUUCCUAAAACUUGUCCGCCGGAUCCAAAAUGGGAAUUUCCACGUUCUCGGUUAACGAUCGAACAAGUUCUCGGAGAGGGUGAAUUCGGACGAGUUUUACGAGCUAAAGCUAUCGAUAUAGGUGGUUGGCUUGGACCAACCACGGUAGCUGUAAAAACAUUAAAAGAAGAUGCCUGUGCUUCCGAACUAGCCGACCUUCUCUCAGAAUAUCAACUUCUAAAAGAAGCUCAACAUCCUAAUGUUAUUCGAUUACUCGGUGCUUGCACCUCACCCGGUGGUCCAGUUUAUCUUAUAAUCGAAUUUGCUGAAUUUGGUUCCCUAAGAAAUUACUUGAGACGCAGUCGACAUUUGGAAUCCGAAGGAAAAGUUCUUUGCUUGACGUCACUUCUUUCUACAUCACCGAAUAACAUGAGAGAGGAAUUACAACAAGUCGAUACUUUGUCGAAUUAUACGAUAACUCCACGUGAUAUUCUUUCAUUCGCUUGGCAAAUUAGUAAAGGAAUGGCAUAUCUCGCAGAUAUCAAGUUGGUCCACAGAGACCUGGCUGCUAGAAAUGUUUUACUGGCGAUUGGUAAAGUCUGUAAAAUUUCGGAUUUCGGCUUGACCCGUGACGUUUACGAGGAUGAUGCUUAUUUGAAGCGAAGUAAAGGCCGUGUACCCGUUAAAUGGAUGGCACCGGAAUCCUUGGCCGAUCAUGUUUACACUAGCAAAUCGGACGUUUGGAGUUUCGGUGUACUCCUUUGGGAAUUGGUCACUUUAGGAGCAUCUCCAUAUCCUGGGGUGGACGUUCAUAAUCUGUAUAAUCUUUUAAAGGCUGGUUAUCGUAUGGAGAAACCAGCUAAUUGUUCUCAACAACUGUAUAAAUUGAUGGUCUCGUGUUGGCACGAAGAACCUGGAAUGAGACCAUCCUUUAAGGAACUCACGUGUCAUUGGGAACGUAUGUUAGAAGAUGGAGUGGAAUACUUAGAUCUGAAUCCAAGAACCGUCCAUAAUCAGGCAUACUUUGCUUCUCUUCAUGCUUUAGAUAGUCCAACCAGUUCAGGUGAUCAAGAUAUAGAAGAAGGCAAGGUGAAUAUUUUAAAGACAGAUACAGUUAACUAUCUCAGCAAACCUUCCUCGGAGCCUGUGACGAAGUGCGAUAAAAUAGACAAACUCCAUGCACUUUGGCAGGAACCAAUAGCUUCUUUUCCAACCGAAUCUGUGAAAUCGCCGUAUGUGAAUGAUCGUCCACCGAGCUUAAACAUCAAUCAUUAUGAAAGUCCAAUUAAAUUAAGGAAUACCAGUGUUACUAGUAAUAGCGAGAAUGAUCUAAAAACACCACCGAAUGAACGGCCACAAUCUUACAUAGACAUGCAAGGGAAGAAUACGAAAGAAACAGAGGAUUUAUUGUUGUUCGGCAGUUUGGAAAGCAGAGAAGACAACGACAAAACUAAUUGAGGAUAUAAACGAAACAAAAGUAUUCGUCAAGACGUUCAUGAAUCUUUUUAAGAAAGAUUUUGAUGAUCUGAUCAAGAUGAUUGAUGAUUAAUGAUAUCGAGGAUGAUGAUAGAUAUGAUG
Vespula vulgaris is the source of this 4371-nucleotide messenger RNA. RefSeq names its product proto-oncogene tyrosine-protein kinase receptor Ret (gene Ret). The transcript is spliced from 20 exons. NCBI's taxonomy places the organism in Eukaryota, Metazoa, Arthropoda, Insecta, Hymenoptera, Vespidae. Gene Ontology annotation, molecular function: ATP binding; transmembrane receptor protein tyrosine kinase activity. Gene Ontology annotation, biological process: positive regulation of kinase activity; multicellular organism development; cell surface receptor protein tyrosine kinase signaling pathway. The record is from RefSeq and is a predicted model, not a curated record. The coding region runs from base 607 to 4251 and encodes 1214 amino acids. Gene Ontology annotation, cellular component: signaling receptor complex; axon.